AUGGGUAACAGAAAUUUUGUAAUACCAGUAGUGCCGUUUCUACAAUCGAACCACAGCAGAUCACCCGAGCAGAAAUCUGACAAUAGUCGACAACGGGAACAAAAUUCGACAACAACUACUAUUGAACUACCAAAAAAUAACAGAGGAAGUGGUAGAAAUGACGAUAGGUAUGCUGAUCGAGAACGAAGUACAACUGAAAAACUUUACGAUUAUUUAGAGGAGAUCGCUUGCCAUUGGGAUGACAAUGAUUAUGAGGAAAAAUGGAAUGAAGUAGAGAAGCAAAUUGAAGAUAUAUUUGAACAAGAUGUGUCGUAUCAUUGCUGUGGUCAUCGUAGAAGGACAAUGAAAACAUUGAUUGUAAAACUAAAUGAAGAAUUAUAUUCACCACUACAUAAUUGUGUUCUUAAACAAAAUACAGUUGUUUUACAAAAGUUUAUAGAAAACUAUCAUUGUGGUAAGAUUUUUGU
This is a messenger RNA of Didymodactylos carnosus, 467 nucleotides long. The record is from the annotation of a GenBank genome assembly. NCBI's taxonomy places the organism in Eukaryota, Metazoa, Rotifera, Eurotatoria, Philodinida, Philodinidae.